AGAAAAAAAAAACAUCACUUCACUGCUGACUUUCGCUAAAAAGGCAGUCACCUUUUCGCCAAGCGCUCUCAUACACAUUCAAGUAUAUAUUGAUAUAAGGUAGGUUAUUCAAUUGGAAGAACUUCACAAUGCCGGGUCGCCACGGAAAGCAGCGCGUGAAGCGCAAGAAGUCGAAACGGCUCCCCGUGACGGAGAUGGAAAAGACGCUGAAAGAUAGCAUUCACGGUCGCAAGCGAAAGGAGAAGAGCAUUCUCAAGAACCUCAUUCCUCCUCAAAUCACGCCGAAGAUGAACAAGGUGGCUGUGUCGACGUCACUACCGAUGUUUCAACCCCCGAAACCGAAGAAGAAAGCGUGA
This is a messenger RNA of Leptomonas pyrrhocoris, 356 nucleotides long. RefSeq lists its product as hypothetical. The transcript has a single exon. Bases 129 to 356 code for a protein of 75 amino acids. The record is from RefSeq and is a predicted model, not a curated record. Lineage: Eukaryota; Euglenozoa; Kinetoplastea; Trypanosomatida; Trypanosomatidae.